UGAGUUUAGUAGCAGAAAGUCUGGAUAUCUUGGCUGGCAAACAGAGUAACCAAAAUAUAAAAGACCAACUGCAUGGGGAAGCAAAAGAUCUGCAAGACAUCCAGACAGAGAUCACGUCUCACAUUAUGCCUUUGCUGCUGGAACUGAACACCACUGUUAAGAAUCUCAGUGCAGUAGCGUCUCAAAUCACUGCAGCUGUGGAGAAUGUUCUCAGAAAAGUUGGCUCUGCUCAGGACGUCCUGAACUACAACAUAUCACAAAUAGUGAAAACUGAAAGCAGGGCAUUCAUAGACUGCCAGCUGGAAAUCUUUCUGACAUUUGUUCACUGGGCAAAUCAAACGAUCACAGAGAAGGUGGGUCGUUGUGGGCCUGCAGCUGCAGCAGUAGACAGAUCAGAGGAGCUCCUCUGUAAACACUUGGUGGAAUCUUUGAACGCCUUUUGGUUGAGUUUGGGCUGGUGUAUGAUAUUCCUGAUCCCCAGCAUAAUUUUCUCAGUUAAACUGGCCAAGUACUACCGCAGGAUGAAGUACUCAGAUGUUUAUGAGAACAAUAACUUCAUGAUGAAUCCUUUCCCAAAGGCCCACCUCAAACCUGAAUUAUUGGAAAUGGAAAAACAACCACCUUUUACAUAUGUACAUAAUUAAAAGUGACCGUUAAGUUUGAUUUUCACACACUGACCCACAUCUCAAAAGAAUCAAGUAGACAAUGAUUGUAGGAAAAAUAAUGCCAAAGUAGCUUCUGAGUACUUUGUGUCAAAUGAUUUUAGCACUUAAUAUUUAAAUGAAAAGCACAACUUUACUGUUACAACUGUAAUAUGUUUUCUAUUAUAAGGCAAUAAUGGGAGUUUAGAAAGCACUUUAUUUGGUCCUGUAGGCAAUGAGAUUUAUUUAUGCCAUUUUUUCAAUAAGAAAUAUGGGUAUGCUGUUAUACUGCUGGCAUAUAUUGUAUUUAAAAACAACUGUUCUAAUAAAUAAUUUAGCUCAUGAAUACUGUGAAGACUGUAACUGUAUAAGCCAACUAACCUCUUUUUGAAGUGGUGCGGUCUGAUAGGUGGAAUCUGAGGCCUGUUAAACAUUUCUAUCUCGUGUCAUGUAUUAAUUACAAUCAUAAUAAAAGGUGCUUA
This is a messenger RNA of Sinocyclocheilus grahami, 1123 nucleotides long. RefSeq names its product prominin-1-A-like. Bases 126 to 644 code for a protein of 172 amino acids. Gene Ontology annotation, cellular component: cell surface; prominosome; microvillus. Gene Ontology annotation, molecular function: cholesterol binding. Lineage: Eukaryota; Metazoa; Chordata; Actinopteri; Cypriniformes; Cyprinidae. The transcript is spliced from 8 exons. The record is from RefSeq and is a predicted model, not a curated record.